CUCAGGAGCUCCGCCCGGCGGCCAGUGCGAGCUCCGCGGCGGCCGAGUGACGUGUCCGGGCCGCGGGGCAGCCGCCGGGGCCCCGGCGGAGCGGGCCGUGCCGGGCGGCGGCCGCCUCGGAGCGUUUGGCGGCGGCUCCGGCCGCGGCGGAGGAGAGUUUUCCAGCCUGCUAAAGGUGCGGUGGAUAUACUAGAAUGGACACAGAGGAUUUCCCUCCGCCACCACCAGAAGUUCUAGAGCAUGAACCAAAAGCCGCGGGCCCGAAUGAUGAAGAGGAGGAUGAGGGAGAACAGUUUGAUUUUGAUAGUGGAGAUGAGAUACCAGAAGCAGACAGGCAAGCCCUUGUACCACCUAUUCCUGGUCCUGGAAAUUACAUAGAGCACCAAGAGGCUGGUGCUGCAGGAGCUGAAAAUUUAGAAAACACUGAGAAGCUGCAAACAUCAGAACCUGCUGCAGAAGGCACUCCAGCCAAAGUAAAUCCCUACUCAGUCAUAAAUAUUUCCCCAAUCCAAGAUAAGGAUCCAUCCUCAUCACCAGAACCAAGUCCCCAAGAUGAAUGUGCAAGUCCCAACCUGUCUGGUGGAUAUUCCGUUCCUGUGCCUUGUGGAUAUGCUGUGCCAUCCAACUUACCUUUGAUCAUGCCAGCAUACUGCAGUCCUGUCAUCAUACGCAGUGUUUCUGUAGAUGAAGAAGGUACACCAUCAACAACUGAAGAAUGUCAUUAUAAUUCUGUAAACUUGGAGGACCCUCAGAAUAGUGAAGAUAACCAGAGCAAGAAAGAGGAUGAUGCCCUGGCCAAAUGGGUUGCAGAUCCUGCAAAUACAGCAUGGAUGGAAAACCCGGAUGAGGUAAUUUAUGAUGACGUGCCAAGAGAAGACUCAGACUCUGAACCAGAGGAAAUGAUUUAUGAUGAUGUUGAAAAUGGUGAGGAUGGUGGAAACAGCUCACUGGAAUAUGGGUGGAGUUCAAGUGAGUUUGAAAGCUAUGAAGAACAGAGUGAUUCUGAGUGUAAAAAUGGAAUUCCCAGCUCCUUUUUGCGAGGCAACCACAAGAGACAUCUUUCUCAUGACCUAACGCGUUUAAAGGAGCAUUAUGAAAAAAAGAUGAAAGAUUUGAUGUCAAACACUGUGGGAGCAGUAGAGAUUCAGCAACUAAAGCAAAAACAUGAGCUGAAGAUGCAAAAGCUUAUGAGAGCUGCUAGAGAAGGUACCAAAGAUGGACUUGAAAAGACAAAAGCAGCUGUGAAGAAGGGUCGUUCCUUCAUUCGGACAAAAUCUUUCAUUUCUCAAGAUCAUAGAUCAUCUUGUCUGGAAGAAGAAGAGCUAAAUUUAUUUAUUGAUGUGGACUGUAUGCAUACAGAAGCAAUUAUGACUCCUAUGCCUGAAGGAUUAUCACAGCAGCAGGUUGUGAGAAGGUAUAUUUUGGGCUCUGUAGUUGACAGUGAGAAGAAUUACGUGGAUGCCCUCAAAAGAAUCCUGGAGCAAUAUGAGAAGCCCCUUUCAGAUAUGGAACCAAAAUUACUGAGUGAAAGAAAACUUAAAAUGGUCUUUUAUCGAAUUAAGGAAAUUCUGCAGUGCCAUUCAAUGUUUCAGAUUGCUCUGGCGAGUCGUGUAUCUGAGUGGGACUCUGUUGAAAUGAUCGGUGAUGUCUUUGUUGCUUCAUUUUCUAAAUCUAUGGUAUUGGAUGCAUACAGUGAAUAUGUAAACAACUUCAGUACAGCCGUUGGGAUUCUCAAGAAAUCUUGUGCCACCAAACCUGCCUUUUUAGACUUCUUAAAGCAAUGUCAGGAGUCAAGCCCUGAUCGCAUUACACUGUAUGGUUUAAUGAUGAAACCUAUCCAACGUUUUCCACAGUUCAUUCUGCUAUUGCAGGAUAUGUUGAAGAACACUAGUAAAGGACAUCCUGACAGAUUACCUCUACAGAUGGCUCUUACAGAACUUGAGACACUGGCAGAGAAGUUAAAUGAAAGGAAAAGGGAUGCAGAUCAGCGCUGUGAAAUAAAACAAAUAGCAAAAGCAAUGAAUGAACGUUACCUGAACAAGCUACUCAGCAGCGGAAACAGAUACCUCAUACGGACUGAUGAUAUGGUUGAGACAGUUUAUAAUGACAAAGGAGAAAUUAUCAAAACCAAAGAACGGCGACUUUUCAUGUUGAAUGAUGUGCUGAUGUGUGCAACAGUAAACAUUCGCUCUUCCUAUGAAAGCAGUGGCACCGUGACAACUGGCCAGAGGUAUUUACUGAAGUGGAGCGUACCGCUGGGACAAGUGGAUGUCAUAGAGUAUGGCAGCAGUGAGGGCCAAGGAGACAACUGCAGGUUCCCACCCCAGCUCCCUGCUGAAAAUGUCAUCAUUAACUCUAAGCCAAACAAGCUCUAUAUGGGACCAGGGCAACUGUACCAUGAUCUGCAGAACCUUUUACAUGACUUGAAUGUACUUGGUCAAAUUAGCCAAUUAAUAAGCAGCCUUAAAGGAAACUAUCAGAAUUUAAACCAAUCUGUAGCCCAUGACUGGACCUCAGGUUUACAAAAACUGAUUUUGAAAAAAGAAGAUGAAAUCAGAGCAGCAGAUCGCUGUAGAAUUCAGCUGCAACUCCCAGGAAAGCAGGACAAGUCUGGGCGGCCAACUUUCUUUACAGCUGUGUUCAAUACAUUUACCCCUGCCAUCAAACAGUCUUGGAUCAACAAUUUACAAAUGGCUAAACUGGCCCUUGCAGAGGAUAACCUCUUAGGUUGGUUCUGCAUAGAAGAUGAUGGGAAUCAAAUCAAAAAAGAAAAACAUCCUCUCCUUGUUAGACACAUGCCAGUGAUGGUGGCCAAGCAACAGGAGUUCAAGGUUGAAUGUGCUGCUUAUAAUCCUGAGCCAUACCUUGCUGGAGAAACAGAGUCAGAUUCCUGUGCUGUGGAACAUGGUUUUCUUUGGAUUGGCAGUUGUACAAAUCAGAUGGGCCAGGUUGCAAUAGUCUCGUUUCAAAGCUCCAGCCCCAAGGUUAUUGAGUGCUUCAAUGUGGAAUCACGGAUUCUCUGCAUGGUCUACAUACCAGAGGAGGAGAAGCUGAAAGAGCAAAACAAAGCUCCAGACUCUGAAAAUGUUCUUGCAAAAACUUCUAAUGUGCCUACUAUUUGCCUUGGCAUGGAAGAAGGAAGCAUUUCUAUUUACAAAAGUUGCCAAGGCUCAAAGAAAAUUCGACUUCAACACUUCUUCACUCCUGAAAAAUCAACUGUUAUGAGCUUAACAUACAGGUCUCAGUACUUGUUUGCUGGCUUGGUAAAUGGAAACGUCUCAAUCUACACAAAAGCAGAAGAUGGGACAUGGAACACAGAACCUCAGAAGAUAGUUAAAUUGGGUGUUCUACCUGUUAGAAGUCUGCUUGUGAUGGAGGAGACCAUUUGGGCUGCAUGUGGUGGACAAAUUUUUAUAAUCAGCACUGUGACGCAUUCCAUAGAGAACCAUUUUGAAGCCCAUCAAGAGGAAGGGAUGGUUAUCUCUCACAUGGCUGUGGCUGGAGUGGGAGUCUGGAUUGCCUUCACAUCAGGAUCUACCCUUCGACUGUUCCACACAGAGACACUGAAACACCUCCAGGAUGUUAACAUUGCCACACCUGUUCACAAUAUGUUGCCAGGGCAGCAGCGUGUCUCUGUGACCAGCCUCCUGGUGUGCCAUGGGCUACUGCUGGUUGGAACAAACCUGGGGAUUAUAGUAGCAUUGCCAGUGCCACGCUUGCAGGGGAUUCCCAAAGUAACUGGAAGAGGAAUGGUGUCAUACCAUGCACACAAUAGCCCAGUCAAGUUUCUUGUAACAGCUACAUCUAUAAACAAAAAGAACAGAAACAAAUUGAGAAACAGCCUCCCUCCUGGCUCAGAACCUAAGGACGAUGACCAAAAGAACAUUCUGCACAGUGAACGACCGGGCUCUUCCCUUAGUAACACCCAGGACACUGCAGUUUGGCUGGGGGAUUCAGCAGGGUCCAUUGCACAAAGAAGUGACUUGUCAUCAUCUUCUGGAUCCCUUACUUUGUCUCAUGGAUCAAGUUCCCUAGAACACAGACCAGAGGACAGUAACAUUUAUGAGCUUCUGAAGGAUCAAAAUAUCUCAUUUAAAAGCAAAAGACAGAAAUCUAAAAAAAUGAAAGCAAGUUCAGUGCUAGUAAUUUCUGGUGGCCAAGGACACAGAAGACUGAACAAGAAGACCAAGCAGCAACGACAAGAUGAAUUAGUGUCUUCAGUGAUGGUCUGGCAAAUCCCACUAUUAAAUAUCUAACUGAACUAAAUCCAAGAUUGUUUUUGCUAUUAAAAAAAAUGUGAUAUCCUUUUGUGGCUAAUGCCAACUUAGGACCCAAGCAGAUAGGCUUUAUACGCCUGGGAGCAAUUUCAGUAGGCUUGGAUCACAGGAUUAAGGGUGCAAGACAGUCUUCACAUACUUAGAACAUUCUGCAGUGUUAGAGCAUUGGAAAAUGUUUAGCUAUUGGUGCUGUCUUUGAUACUUAGGAAAAAAAAAGGAAUGUUAGGGACUUUAAAAUUGUUUUAGAAUCUCUUACCUUAUUUAUACUCACAUUUAUAAAUAUCUUAAUUAUGUUCUAUAGCACUUAGGGAAGGCAAGGAAGACAUGCCAUGUCUCAUGCUAGUUUCUGCUUGCAUAAAUCAGUUAUUUCUACUUUUUCCAAAGUGACAUAUUGCAUGAAAGAGUAGAUUUUAACAAAUUAACAAAUAUUUUUAAAUAAGUAAUCUAAUGUGAGCUAGUAUUAAUUUGGCAAGAAUUAUAAUAGUUUAAAACUUCAUUCCACAUACCAGACUUUGGUUGGAACAAAACUGGCUAAAUUAAUUAAUCAGUGUUUGUUUAUUUCAACAUAGAACAUAGAUUUUUUAAAAAAUACUAAAUUCUAAUGCUCAGUGUUAUCAGAAAUGUUGCAGUACACAAGUCACAUUAAUUUUCUUGGUAGGUGCGAUGUGUAUGCCACUUGUUUUUGUUAUACAGAAAGUUGCAGGGAUGUGAUGGCUUUGGGCAAAUAGAAAAUACAGAUACAGGACAGCUGUGCGUUGUUGUGCUGCUAACAUCCUCCCUCUGCAACUCAAUAGCAAAGUUAAACGUGGAUUGUAACAUUUUUAAGGAGGCAUGCACAUCCAGUAAAUUAAUAACAAAGUUAUUAAUUAAGUAAUUAAUUGGGAAGAUAUAUAUACUAAUAUAGGAAUAUCUAUAGCAAGUACAGGUAAUCACUGUAAGUCCUACAUUAGCUGAGUUGUGCUGUGGCCCCAGGCAAGCUUCUAUCAAAUACUGUCCCAGUGCAACAGCAGAGAUAUGGUCAUACCUGAGUGGCAAGCCCUUCUUUUCACCCAGUUUCAGCAAAGCACGGCCCUGUAAAUGGGAAUUGGGAAAGUGGGAUGCACAGCUUCAUUCCCUCAGAUGGGAAAGUUGUCACUUUGGUACUGUUAAAAGGAUGAAUUCUAAGUAGGGACCUGAUCAACAUUUUAGUCAUGAAUUUAUGUAUUUCCAAAGAAAACUUUGAAUGUGGGAUUCGUACUGAAAUUGCCUGUUGCACUAAUCUCUGCACAUAUGAAAUACAAGACAAAUGCUUCAGCUCAUAAAGACAUUGCCCGAAAUGGUGACAAGACACAUCCUUCAGUCAAAAUCUGUUUAAUGUAGGUAUCUUGUUGAACAGAGUUGCUGAGAACAUUCUUUUCCUUCCUCAGUAGAUUGAAGUACGGAGAAAUUAGAAUGAUUAAAUUUCUGUUUUGUGAAGAACUCUAAUUCUAUCCAUCAUUUUCAGUAAAAUGCAAUCUGAAGUAGAACGUUUAUCAGAUGUAUGCAUUGACUAGAAUAGAAUAAAACUUCUGGCUACAUUAUUAUCCCAGUAAGAGGGUGAUUUGCCCUGAAAUUGUUUUUGCUACUUCUAAUUCAAAGCCUUGAUUUCACUAUGUUUUGUUUCAAUCUGCCUAGUUUAAAUCACUAUCAACCAUAAGGACAGUGUUUCCCAGCAUGUGCCAUUUCAAGGAAAACCGUACUAGAAACUGAGGUAUUUUUGUUGGAUAUCAUAGUAGGGUUGGUGGUUUUAAAAUUAUGCUGAAAUUUAUUUUCUUAAUUUUGCAACAGAUCUCUGUAUGUCUAAAUUUUCAGUCUUUUCUAUCAAGAUGACCCCAAAACAGGCAUUUCAGAAUCAGCUAUGCGUCCUGAUUUCAGGGAUUUGCCCACAUCCUCCAUUGAACCCUAAUAGCAUGGAUUUCAAUGAGUCACAAAGGACACUUGUUAUAGAUGGGAUUGUAGGCUUAGGAUCUUCAUUACUGCUAUGUGCUUUUCUUCCAUGUCUUUUGCUAUGUGUCUUGCAACUUCAGUUGAGUAUUGUCAGUGUUGGCAUAGGCUUAGUGUUGGCUUGAGUCCUGGUAGGAAAAAAAAAAAAAAGGAAAAAAGCAGAGUGCCUCUAAGCCAGGCAGCUGGCAACAUUUUCCCAAACUUUUCUUCUUCUCCUCCCUGACCUACUGCUUAGGCUCCCCUGGCUUGAGAGGUCAAGGCCAGUUUCAUUUUCUAUACUCUUCCAUAGCUAUGGCCCUGGGAGCUGCUCUUUGCCCACUGUGUGGAAGUACUACAUUGUACAGUUUAAUGUAUGUAUGCUGAAAAGCAAGUUAAGAGAUUCUUCUAUGUAUAAAGCAUAUAUAAUCUAGUAUCCCUUGGCUACACUGCAGCAAAAAGACCACAGGUUUUAUUUCACAUGCUCCUUGGGCAUGGUAUUCCAUGUCCCUGCCUUCAGGACUGGAGAAUCACAUCUACUCCCUGAUGGAUCUUGAUCACUAGGGGCAGUAAGUAGAGUCCACCACACACUCAACUGGAAAUCCAUGCAUUACAGGAUCCUCUAGCAGUACUCUUGAGAGUUGUAAGGAGACAUUUAUCCUGUCAGUUGAAAUGUAAUUUUCUUCAGUUCUGUCAAUAGAACAAAUUACAAAUCUGCUCUUCUGAAAGUAUGUUGGAGUUUUGCCGGUGACUUCUGUAAGAAAAGAAUGGGUCCCUCAUUCAAUUCCCCUCUUUUGAAAAUACCUAUCUAUUUAUCUUACUAAGCUGUAAAGCAAAAGAGAAGCUGUAUGUCUGUCUUUAAAAAUACAUAUUGUCAUAAACUAGAUUUUAGGGGCAAUGUUACUUUUUGACAUGCAACUUUCUGGUAUUACCUUACUAUAAAAACAGGCAGGAACCAAAGUUUCUCUUACAGCUGACAAAUAGUCCUUAUAGCUGUUGUAGACUGUUCUGCUCGGAGGUUGGAUUUUGCUUUCUGAUACUGCUUUUCUAGAUUAAUAGAAGUUAUGAAAAUAAUAGGAGAAAAUGGGAGCAAAUGUAACCACUACGAUAUAGUCUAUAUAUGUUUUCUAACACAUAGUAGUGUAUUUUGUAACAUGAGCCAUAAAACUUGUGUAUUUAUGUUCAAAAUAUAAUUUGAGAAAAAUGUUGAAUAAAAAAUACGAUAAAAAUUAA
Passer domesticus (house sparrow) is the source of this 7448-nucleotide messenger RNA. RefSeq names its product Rho guanine nucleotide exchange factor 10 (gene ARHGEF10). The coding region runs from base 195 to 4256 and encodes 1353 amino acids. Gene Ontology annotation, molecular function: guanyl-nucleotide exchange factor activity; protein binding. Gene Ontology annotation, biological process: mitotic spindle assembly; positive regulation of stress fiber assembly; actin cytoskeleton organization. The transcript has 29 exons. Gene Ontology annotation, cellular component: centrosome. The record is from RefSeq and is a predicted model, not a curated record. Lineage: Eukaryota; Metazoa; Chordata; Aves; Passeriformes; Passeridae.